This is a messenger RNA of Phytophthora nicotianae INRA-310, 1032 nucleotides long. RefSeq lists its product as hypothetical. Gene Ontology annotation, molecular function: NADP binding; NAD binding; oxidoreductase activity, acting on the CH-OH group of donors, NAD or NADP as acceptor. The record is from RefSeq and is a predicted model, not a curated record. Lineage: Eukaryota; Oomycota; Peronosporomycetes; Peronosporales; Peronosporaceae. Bases 1 to 1032 code for a protein of 343 amino acids. The transcript has 2 exons.
AUGCUGCGCCUAAUUAACCACCGCCAUAUUGGAUCGGUCGGACGCCGAUGCUUCUCCGCUUCUAGUAAUGCCGUUGGCUUCAUCGGUCUGGGCAAUAUGGGCUUCCCGAUGGCGCACAAUUUGCUGAAGGCUGGAGUGGACGUGCUGUGCUUCGAUACCAACCGUGCCAACAUUGAUCGGCUCGUAGUACUCGGUGCGAAACCUGCUGCUUCUGUAGAGGAGGUUGCCGCCCAGACGAACACGAUCUUCUCCGUACUACCUAGGGACGAAAUCAUCAGGAGCGUCGCACUCGGAGACAAAGGCAAGCAUGGAUCGGGUCUGCUGGCCACCAUGACACCUGGGGCGCUACACGUCGGUUGCUCUACGAUCCACCCGAACACGUCACGCUCACUUGAUGUUAAGCAUCGUGAGGCGAAGACGAAGUAUGUUGCAGCUCCCAUUUUUGCGCGUCCCGACGGGAUGGAAGCUAUGCAAGCGAACUUCGUCGUGUCGGGCUCCGAUGCCGCUGCCGUGGAACAGGCGUCUCAAUGGCUGCACAAGUGCACGAAUGGACGAGUGGCAUCAUUCAGCACGGAAGAUUCUGGCGCAGCGAAUGCUGUAAAGCUGUCCGGGAACUUCCUUAUCGCCUCAGCUAUCGAGUCUAUGGCUGAGGCCUUGUCACUACUGGAAGCGAACGGCGUGGACCGCGUUCAGGCGAUGCAGUUCUACAGCAGCACGUUCAUGAACUCGGUCAUCCACAAGGGGUACGGCCAGCGUGUAUCUGAGCGUGACCACCAUCCUGGUGGUUUUGCACUGGAGUUGGGCUAUAAGGACCAGCGAUUGGCUCACCAAUUGGCCAUGGAAUCACAAGUACCGAUGCCAUUCCUGUCCACCCUCAUCGACCGCUUCUUGAGUGAGCGCGCAAAGGGCCGCAGCGAUCUCGACUGGUCUGCAAUUGGUCUCGGAGUCUGCGAGUCACGCGGCGUCGACGUCUCGGAAGCUGUUGAUCGCUCUCGCGCAGGACAAGCGCCGCCUCCGCAUAAAUUACCGUAG